UUCCUCUCACUCCCUCUUCUUAUUAUUACGCCUCAGCCCUCCUUAUUCGUUGCGAGCCGUAAUUGGAUGGGAACCGUAUUGGCUUCACCCGGCAGGUCGUCGUAGUGUUCUUCUCUGGUUCUAUUUCUCCACCUCACAACCCCCCUCCCUCUGAGAAACAGUUCAAGCAUAACUUGACUUCGAAUGCCACCGUCGCUCACUAACGCCUUGCUCUGCUUUCUACACCACGCCUUUUUCACUGCUUCCAUUUCCCGCUCUCCUUCUGUUUUCCCACAAUGAGAUCAAAGUUAUAGCCUUUUGCCUCACCUUUCUGGUUUUAAGUUGUCUUUCACUACCUAUUUUCUCGGAAUCAAAGCGUUUUGCUCGGGAAAAAGUACCAGGAAAAAAAUUUGAGGGAGUGAGCUGGUGGGAAAGUGGAAAUUGCAAAUUAGUUUUGUAAUUAUUUUUUUUGUGUUUUUGAGGUGGGAUUCUUAGAUCAGACCCAGCAAUGGCGCCCUUGUUCAAUUGGUGGGGGAAAGAGGGCCAUCGGGGCACCCCAGUGGUGGUGAAGAUGGAGAACCCCAAUUGGUCCAUGGUUGAGCUUGAGGGUCCUUCUGACGACGACUUCCUCAUCUCCGACCACUCAGGUCGUGCAAGAGACAAAGGCAGGGGCAAAAACGCCAAGCAACUCACUUGGGUUCUUCUCCUCAAAGCUCACAGAGCGGCCGGUUGCUUGACCUCCAUUGCCCCCGCAUUGUUCGGUCUAGCGUCCGCCGUGAAGCGCCGCGUCGCCUCCGGCAGAACCGACGUCGAUGCCGACCACGAUAAUGAAAUCGGCGGCAGGGAAAAGGAAAACCCUACCGUGAAGAGCAGGUUCUAUUCCUGUAUCAAAGUGUUCCUGUGCUUUGAGGUAACUGCUUACUUUAAGGGUUGGCAUUUCGGUACCCCACAUCUUCAACUGGACUAUGUAUGGUUAACAUCCUUCGGAGUGAAAGAUGUUUUCGACUGGUUCUAUUCCCGGUGGGUUUUGAUUCGUGUGGAGUAUAUAGCUCCGCCCCUGCAAUUCCUGGCCAAUGCGUGCAUUGUGCUUUUCCUUAUUCAGAGUUUGGAUAGACUGAUUCUUUGUUUGGGUUGCUUCUGGAUUCGAUUCAAGAAGAUCAAACCUGUUCCUAAAGAAGGAGCUGUAGAUCUAGAGUCUGGUGAGAAGGGAUUUUUUCCCAUGGUGCUAGUGCAGAUCCCCAUGUGCAAUGAGAGAGAGGUUUAUCACCAGUCAAUUGCUGCAGUUUGUAAUUUGGAUUGGCCCAAAUCCAAGUUGCUGAUUCAAGUUCUGGAUGAUUCUGAUGACCCGACAACACAGGUGAUGAUCAAGGAAGAGGUGGAAAAAUGGCAACAAGAGGGUGCCAACAUAGUGUACCGACACCGAGUGCUUAGGCAAGGGUACAAGGCUGGUAAUCUCAAGUCUGCCAUGAACUGUAGCUAUGUAAAAGACUACGAGUUCGUUGCUAUUUUUGACGCUGAUUUCCAGCCCACCCCUGAUUUUCUUAAAAGAACUGUUCCUCAUUUCAAGGAUAAUGAGGAAUUAGGACUAGUUCAAGCAAGAUGGUCCUUUGUGAACAAGGAUGAAAAUUUGCUUACAAGGUUACAGAACAUUAAUCUGGCAUUCCAUUUUGAGGUCGAACAGCAAGUGAAUGGUAUUUUCAUUAAUUUCUUUGGGUUCAAUGGAACGGCUGGAGUGUGGCGAAUUAAGGCUUUGGAGGAAGCUGGUGGGUGGUUGGAGAGGACCACUGUUGAGGACAUGGACAUAGCUGUCCGAGCUCAUCUCCAUGGCUGGAAAUUUAUUUUCCUUAAUGACGUGGAGUGCCAGUGUGAACUUCCAGAAUCUUACGAAGCUUACAGGAAACAACAGCAUAGAUGGCAUUCGGGGCCAAUGCAAUUAUUUCGCCUUUGUUUGCCUGACAUCAUACGGGGCAAGAUAAGCGUGGGGAUGAAAUUCAAUUUAAUAUUCCUCUUCUUUCUACUGAGAAAAUUGAUAUUGCCCUUCUAUUCAUUUACCCUUUUCUGUAUAAUUCUACCCAUGACAAUGUUUGUUCCGGAGGCUGAGCUUCCUGCUUGGGUUGUGUGUUACAUCCCAGCCACUAUGUCAUUUCUUAACAUCCUUCCAGCUCCAAAAUCCUUCCCUUUUAUCGUACCUUACCUCCUUUUUGAGAAUACCAUGUCGGUGACCAAAUUCAAUGCCAUGAUCUCUGGACUAUUCCAGCUUGGCAGUGCGUAUGAGUGGGUUGUGACCAAGAAAUCUGGUCGUUCGUCAGAGGGCGAUCUUGUUUCAUUGGUUCAUAAAGAGCCAAAGCAUCAGAAAGCAGCAUCAGCGCCUGAUCUUGAGGAAAUACAAAGACAGGAGCAAAAGGCUGCUUCUAAGAAGAAGAAGAAGAAGCACAACAGAAUUUACAUGAAGGAGCUUGCCUUGGCUUUCCUGCUACUAACAGCUUCGGUGAGGAGUCUCUUAUCAGCUCAGGGAAUCCAUUUCUACUUCUUAUUAUUCCAAGGGAUAUCCUUCCUGUUAGUAGGUCUAGACUUGAUUGGCGAGCAGGUUGAUUGAAACCAAAUUGACAGGAAAAGCAUGUAAAGAGUUGUAGAUGAUUAAGUAUGAAAACAGUAAAACAAGCGUGGACACUGGACACGUCCCGGCCCUAUAAUAUCCUUCAAUGACAAGUUAUUAUGGGGACAGUGCAGUGAAGUGCUGAGGCAUGGUCCUCCAUGCAGGAUCUCAAUCCUGUUCCACUCAUUUACGAGAUGACAUUGUUAUAUGGUCGCAAAAGUGAUGACUUCAAUUCAAUUCAGGAACCAAUCCACUAGAACCUGGUCGUAGCUCCUUGAUAUGUAAGUCUUUUUUUUUUCCCCCCAUUUCUUCGUUUAUCCCUUCCACUCUGUAAGUUUCUGUCCAUUCUUUAGUUAAUUGUUGGGAUCCAUUCUUUUUGUGAGAAAUAUCAGCGGUUCGAAACACGAAUUGGGAUUUUUGUUGAGUUAGUUACUGUAAAAAUCAGGAACAAAUUUUAUCCUGAUGGUCCUGUUUUCUUUGUCUGAAUAUAAAUGCUUCAUUCAUUUUUGUCAA
Messenger RNA from Neltuma alba, 3088 nucleotides. RefSeq names its product probable xyloglucan glycosyltransferase 12. The record is from RefSeq and is a predicted model, not a curated record. Gene Ontology annotation, molecular function: glycosyltransferase activity. Gene Ontology annotation, cellular component: Golgi apparatus. Lineage: Eukaryota; Viridiplantae; Streptophyta; Magnoliopsida; Fabales; Fabaceae.